Messenger RNA from Erpetoichthys calabaricus (reedfish), 966 nucleotides. RefSeq names its product G2/M phase-specific E3 ubiquitin-protein ligase-like. The record is from RefSeq and is a predicted model, not a curated record. The transcript has 4 exons. The coding region runs from base 16 to 777 and encodes 253 amino acids. Gene Ontology annotation, molecular function: ubiquitin-protein transferase activity. Lineage: Eukaryota; Metazoa; Chordata; Cladistia; Polypteriformes; Polypteridae.
GGACAACUGAUAGCAAUGUCUGUUGUACAUGGGGGGCAAUCACCAUGCUUUUUCUCCCCAAUUCUUUAUAAAUCCUUGGCCAAAGGUCCAGAAAAUACUGAAGCAGAAGUUGAGGAUAUUCUUGAUAUUGAUAUUCGUAAUCAACUUAUAGAGAUAAAAACAGCUACAUCAGACACACAAUUGCAAGUGGCUAUCAGUAGAGUAUCCUGCAUUUUAAGCCUUUCUGGGUGUUUCAAAAAAAUCACCUUGGAAAAUAAAGGAGCUGUUACCAAAGAUGUGGCACAUUGGUAUGUGUUACAGAGAACAAGAACUCCAUUUGAAAGAUUUCAAGAAGGACUGCAGAGCCUUGGAGUUCUUUCAGCAUUGCAGCAGUUUCCACAGCAGCUUCAAUCCCUUUUUAUUAAAUUGGAGAAAAAAUUAACAGCUAUUGAAGUUGAACAACUUUUCAAGUUUCGUAUGUCAGAGGAAGGAAGCAACAGAUAUGAAGCUGAAUUACUUGUAGUGGGAUUUUGGAGAGACUAUCUGCAAGAUGCAGAAUUUUGUGUUGAUGCAGUGACACUGGAAGAAAUACUUAUUUUUGCAACAGGAAGUGAUUCAGUUCCUCCUCUUGGUUUCUUUCCUGAGCCAUCUUUGGAGUUCUUGCACUGCAAGUCAAAAUUCCCUUUGGCGAAUACCUGCGACUGCAUACUUAGGAUUCCUCUAACCAACAAUUAUACUAACUUUAAAAACAAUAUGAAUUUUGGCAUUAGAAAUUCCCCAGGGUUUGGAAAGGCUUAAUGAAAAUGAUGAUGUAUAUUUCAAACAUUACACAUUAAGCAAUAAAAAAAAUCUUUUGUGGUAUUUGUACACUUUUCAACAUCAGAAUGUUUCAUUUGCAAAAAGAACAAAGUUACACUGUGUUUUUAAUUAUUGUUCAUAUAUUUGAAAUAAAUUAAUUUUGUAUUGUCAAGGAAUCAGGUAUUGUUU